UAAGCUCUUGAGCGGUCAAAGAAGAAACGAAAAACCAGAGAAUCUGCAACGAAAAUGGGUUUUUCAAAUUUCUACUCCAUGAAAAGAUGCAGAUUAAAGCUCACCAAGUUCACCAUUUUGUUUGUGUUCUUGCUUUUCUGUUGCACUUUCACUUCAACAGAUGCUUAUGACGCACUCGAUCCAACUGGAAAUAUCACAAUCAAAUGGGAUGUUAUGCAGUGGACUCCAGAUGGCUAUGUUGCUGUUGUUACAAUGUUCAAUUUCCAGCAAUACCGUCAUAUUCAAGCACCAGGAUGGAUGCUUGGAUGGACAUGGGCAAAGAAGGAGGUGAUCUGGUCCAUGGUUGGAGCUCAAGCUACGGAUCAGGGUGAUUGCUCGAAAUACAAAGGAAACAUCCCGCAUUGCUGCAAAAAGGAUCCUACGGUUGUAGAUUUACUGCCGGGAACUCCGUAUAACAUGCAGAUUGCAAACUGCUGCAGAGGAGGAGUAAUAAAUUCCUGGGUUCAGGAUCCGGCCAAUGCGGCGAGCGCAUUCCAGAUCAGCGUGGGUGCUGCGGGGACCACCAACAAAACUGUCAAAUUGCCGAAGAACUUCACUCUCAGAGCACCGGGGCCGGGGUAUACAUGUGGAAUAGCAAGCAUUGUGAAACCCACUCAGUUUCUCACACAAGAUGGAAGAAGAAAAACUCAAGCUUUGAUGACGUGGAAUGUUACAUGCACGUAUUCUCAGUUUUUGUCUCAGAAGACACCCACUUGUUGUGUUUCGCUUUCGUCCUUUUAUAAUGAAACAAUUGUCCCUUGCCCGACUUGCACCUGUGGCUGCGAAAACAAUAUAACUCGACCAGGAUCCUGUGCAGAGGGAAACUCACCGUAUUUAGCUUCAGCAAUUUCUAGUGGUGGAAAAAAUAACUAUGCGCCUUUGGUCCAGUGUACCAGCCACAUGUGCCCUAUCCGGGUGCACUGGCAUGUUAAGCUCAAUUACCAAGGAUAUUGGCGGGUGAAGAUCACAAUCACAAAUUUCAAUUAUAGGAUGAAUUACACGCAGUGGAACCUGGUUGUCCAGCACCCUAAUCUCGACAACCUCACGCAGAUCUUCAGCUUCAAUUACAAGUCACUAAAUCCUUAUCAACAAAUAAAUGAUACUGCGAUGUUGUGGGGGGUCCAAUUCUACAAUGAUCUACUCAUGCAAGCGGGCCCUCUUGGAAAUGUACAGUCAGAGCUUCUCUUCCAAAAGGACCCUGCGACAUUCACUUUCGAAAAGGGAUGGGCCUUCCCUCGACGCAUAUAUUUCAAUGGUGAUAACUGUGUCAUGCCACCUCCCGAUUCUUAUCCAUGGCUGCCGAAUGCCAGCCCUCCACGAACGAUGAUCUCCCUUCUUCCAAUUACGGUUUUCAUGGCAUAUUUGGCAUUCUUGUUAUAAAAAUACUGGUCCAGUUUGGAACAUGUUGGAUAUUCUGAAAUUCCAGAGGAUUGGAUGUGUUGGCAGCAUCAGGUGCAUUGUACGCAUUCCAACAAGGAUUUAUUUUAUUUUUAUGUUGUAUUAGCGGGUCAAAUUCACCGCUUUUUCUUCUUCUUUUUUUUU
Messenger RNA from Magnolia sinica, 1581 nucleotides. Its product is annotated as COBRA-like protein 1. The coding region runs from base 55 to 1419 and encodes 454 amino acids. The record is from RefSeq and is a predicted model, not a curated record. Gene Ontology annotation, cellular component: plasma membrane. Lineage: Eukaryota; Viridiplantae; Streptophyta; Magnoliopsida; Magnoliales; Magnoliaceae. The transcript has 6 exons. Gene Ontology annotation, biological process: plant-type cell wall cellulose biosynthetic process; cellulose microfibril organization.